ACCGAAUUCUAUUUUAUUUUAUAAAUAUUUAGUUCUAUCACAGACAACAUAGGUUCUAUAAAAUAAUGUCUUAUAAAAACAUUUCACUGCUAAUAAUAGGAUUACAAUAUUAAGCGAAUUAUGACUAUCUUUUAUUAUAUUAUAUAUAAAGAAGCAUUUAACGCCAUAAUACAUACUGAUCGAAGUUAUCACUGACUUGUAACUAUUAAGAUCUUUCCGAAAUGGAUUUGAAACUAUGCAGAGUUUGUCUAAAGGAAAAUGGCACAAUAUCUUUAUUCGAAAAAUGUGAAAACACUAUAUACAGUGCCAAAAUAAUGCAAUUUGUCAAUAUAAACAUAAUCGAAGGCGAUGGUUUACCAGAUUCUAUGUGUGAUAGUUGUGCUAACGAGCUCGAUAUGUGCUUCAGAUUCAUACGCAAGUGUGAGGCCUCCGACCAAGCGCUACACUGUCUCUCAGUCAUCGAGGUGAAACUAGAGGAGAUCAAAAAUGAGGAUAUCAAUAAUGAAUUAAAUCUCAGUGCCGAUAGUGAUAUUUAUUUGGAUGACUUCACGAAACUGGAAACACCGGAGCCUGAAUCUGAUGAAGCGCAAUUAAAAAUAAGCCGCAAGAGAAAUAAACGCAGUAAGAAUGGUCCUAUACAGUGUGUGGUGUGUGGUAUGAUGAAAAUUUCUCACUCUGCUAUGGAAAUACACAUGAGAUCACAUACAGGCGAGAAACCAUACCCAUGUCUAGUAUGUAAAGCAAAAUUCAAAACAAAAGGCUCCUUAAAAAGGCAUAAUGAAACUAGACAUUUGCAUAGAGAAAGAAAAUUCACAUGCGAGACAUGUGGCAAUAGUUUUUAUAGGAAAAAUGAUAUUAUUAUACACAUGAGGGUACACACUGAUGAGAGGCCGUACUCCUGCAUGUUCUGCUCGAAAAAGUUCAGGCAAAUAGCAUCCUUGAUUCGUCAUAAACGAAUACACACAGGUGAGAAACCGUAUUCAUGUCCAAUAUGUGGCAAGAAAUUCUCUGACAAUUCUCUAGUGACUAAACAUUUGAACGUACAUACGGAUGAAAAGAAGUACACCUGUCACCUGUGCAGCAAGUCGGUGAAAAGCAAAAGUGCACUCACCACACAUAUGGGUCUACAUUCCAAUGAGAAACUGAACAUUUGCACUUUUUGUGGCAUGGCGUUUUCAAUGAAGGGCAAUCUUCAGACGCAUAUACGUAGAAUACAUUCUGAAAAGUCUGGGCAGUGUUCGGUAUGUUUUAAAAACUUUUCCGACUUGGAAGUUCAUAUGCGUAAGCACACUGGAGAGAAGCCGUUCGUAUGCAAGCUGUGCAACCAGGGAUUUGCUACUAAGAGAAGCCUGUCACAUCAUAAAGCUUUCAAACACGAGAAUGCCAGUAAAUACAAGUGUUCAAUCGGGGACUGUAGUAGAACUUUCCCAACGGUCAUGAUGCUGGAGUUCCACCUAUUGAAGCAGCACACGAACAAUACUCCGUAUGUGUGCCAGCAUUGUUCUAGAGGUUUCUUCCGCACCAGUGAUCUGUCUCGCCACCUGAAAGUUAGCCAUAUGGAUACCAUAGCAAAGGUUCCACUGAAAUUGAAUACUGCAUAAAUUUUAUUUAUUCUUGAAUAUUACUUUACAUAAUAUAUUAUAUACAAUCAUAGUAUAUUUAAUUGGAGAGAGAAAACUGUUUAGUAUUAAACUACCACUACUGUACUAGUCAUUAUUUUAAUAAACUUUUGAAGGUUAUUUUGACUUUA
Achroia grisella is the source of this 1750-nucleotide messenger RNA. RefSeq names its product gastrula zinc finger protein XlCGF57.1-like. Gene Ontology annotation, biological process: regulation of DNA-templated transcription. The coding region runs from base 222 to 1601 and encodes 459 amino acids. The record is from RefSeq and is a predicted model, not a curated record. Gene Ontology annotation, molecular function: zinc ion binding; RNA polymerase II cis-regulatory region sequence-specific DNA binding; DNA-binding transcription factor activity, RNA polymerase II-specific. Lineage: Eukaryota; Metazoa; Arthropoda; Insecta; Lepidoptera; Pyralidae. Gene Ontology annotation, cellular component: nucleus. The transcript has a single exon.